AUUACUCUAGAUAUGGCGAGUGGUGGGAAACAGUGGGUUCUCCUGGCAGCGGGUUCUAAAGGCUGGGAGAACUACAGACACCAGGCUGAUGUGUGCCACGCCUACCAGGUCAUAAGCCAGAAUGGCAUUCCAGAUGAACAGAUCAUUGUGAUGAUGUAUGAUGACAUCGCUCAAAAUGAAGAAAAUCCGUUCCCUGGCAGCAUCAUCAAUGUCCCAAAAGGUCCAGAUGUUUAUGAUGGGGUUCCCAAAGACUACACCGGAGAGCAUGUAUCAGCUGCUAACUUUCUCUCUGUCCUGCGUGGAGAUUUCCGAGCUAUCAGGAAAAGAGGAUCGAAAAAAGUCAUUAAAAGUCGUGCAAACGAUUCUAUCUUCAUCUACUUAUCAGACCAUGGAGGCCACGGGGUCUUUAAGUUUCCCAGCUCUACACUUUAUGCACAUGACCUCAUUGACACGGUGAAAGAGAUGUCCAGCAAAGGCAAAUUUUCAGAGAUGGUUAUUUAUAUGGAAGCAUGCCAUGCUGGGUCAAUGCUAAACGAGCUGCCAAACCUAGGCAAUGUGUACGCGGUUGCAGCGAGCGCACCAGACGAGAGCUCAUACGCUUGCUUCUUUGACAAGAAAAGGAACGCGUUUCUCGCCGAUGCAUUCACAGCUUACUGGCUACACCACACCAAGAGAACAAACCUCAGGAUGAACACUCUUGAGGACCAGUUUGAUUAUAUAAAAGAAAAAGUCAUGGAGACAGCGAUGGAAUGGGAAGUGGAUCAGACACCAUGUCACUAUGGGAACAGGUUCAUGCUCCAGCUGCCCCUGAGUAACUUUCUGGGAGAGUCUCCUUAUGAAUUCCGGAGGAUUUACAAAUCCCGAUCACGCCGCUUUAAAGUGACCGAUGUUGUAGAGAGCACGAAUGUCCCACUGUUAAUCCAAGGAAACAGGAUUAAAAAAGAACGGAACCCCAGAAGAAGAGAGAAUCUUGAGAUACAAUACAAUGAGCUUCAGAGGAAGCAGAGUGUGAUGGACAAGGCCAUGAAGAGGAUCGCUCAGCGCUGCACCUCUGAUCGAGGUUCACGAGCUCUGAGUGAAAAACACGAGGUGACUCGCACCUACGAACUCAAAGUGGUGGCCGAGCAUUUUAGGACAAAUCUCUUCAACUGGGAGGAUGAUGAGUUUGUUUUCACUCGCUCACAUCUGCAGGUUUUAGUGAAUCUGUGUGAGUGCUGCCAGGACGUUAUGAGUAUCACUGCAGCCAUUGACUACGUCAGUCAGAGGAUUCAGUUCUAAAGGAAACACAAUCAAGGCUACAGAGCCGCAGCAGAUUUCAUUCCUCCUCAUUGUGACCGUCUCUGCUUUCUAUAUAAGUAUCACAUAAAAUGACCUUUGUGUAUAAGAAGCAUGUGUUGAGCUGAUUGUACACCCUGAUCUAAUGAGGCAUUCGGAAACCACAUUACAGUUACCACUGUAGAUAUUAUAUUUCUAAUUAGAUUUAACGCUUGAUACUGAUGAUACUGACAGGUGAUAAGAAUUUGUACGUAAAGCUACAGUACACACACUUGUGUACAAUCUCCAAAAGUUUCAUUACCAAAGACUUUUUUAAAAGCUUUUUAAUCGACAUUUUAAAAAACUAUAAAAAAUAAUUAGUCUUAAAAGUAUAAAUAUAUUCAAUCAUAUUUGUGAUUGUGAUUUUCUACUGUAAUCAAACUCACAUCUUACAAUAAAGUUAUAAAAGAUUUGACAUGCAGUUAUGUUUUAAUUAAUGCAACUUAUAAUUAAUGUCUGUAAUAAAACUCAAAG
Clarias gariepinus (North African catfish) is the source of this 1788-nucleotide messenger RNA. Its product is annotated as legumain-like. Gene Ontology annotation, biological process: vacuolar protein processing. NCBI's taxonomy places the organism in Eukaryota, Metazoa, Chordata, Actinopteri, Siluriformes, Clariidae. Gene Ontology annotation, molecular function: cysteine-type endopeptidase activity. The transcript has 13 exons. The record is from RefSeq and is a predicted model, not a curated record. The coding region runs from base 13 to 1278 and encodes 421 amino acids.